AUGAGUAGCAGCACAGAUAACAGCAAAAGUGCAUCGAAGCCCAAGGCAAACGUCUUUAAUUCAACUUUGGCAGGAGCAGGAGCAGGAACGAUCGAGAUUUUGCUAAUGCAGCCAACAGAUGUCGUCAAGACUAGAUUUCAGUCUGCCACAGCGGCAUCUCAUUACAAAGAUGGUAUAUUCAAAGCCUUUAGUAGCGUAUUCAAGGAGGAAGGAUUCUCAGGUAUGCCACCUACUCAUACGCUCAAUAGAUAUUGCCUAUUGAAACUGUUCCGUGUAGCCUUUUACAGAGGAACUAUACCCGUCUUAUGUAUCGUAGGGCCACGUAUUUCGCUGCAAUACAUGGGGUUGGCAUUCUACAAGCCUAUUUUCGAGAAAUUCGAGGAGAGAAAUAUCUUGCCGGCUCAUAGUUCAGCGGGAUUAGCAGGCAUAUGUACGGGUAUUACGCAGGCAGUGACACUUGUAACACCGCUGGAGAUGAUCAAGGUACGCCAACAAACAGAGAUGGUGCUCAAUAAAGAUCAAAAGAGAAAGUAUUAUGGAUUGAUCAAUACAGCUUCUAUCAUCGUUCGACAAGAAGGAUUUGCAGCUCUUUACAGUGGACUAAUGGCGACUGUAGCUCGACAAAGUUGGGGAUUGUUUGUCAAAUUUUCAGCAUACAUCGAAAUCAAAGCCAUGUUUGAAAGAUCUUCUGGCAGUACAGAUGGAACUUUGCAACCAUGGCAACAUAUGGUGAGUGGCGGUAUGGCUAAUGUGCUUGUGGGCGUAUUGAAUUCCCCGCCUGAUGUUGUGAAAACAAGAAUGCAAGAUGCGGGAAGAUCCUACAUCAGCACUUGGGAUUGCAUAAAAUCCAUGUUACGAACUGAAGGGCCUACAUCGUUUUUCAGAGGCUCUUGGCUUCGUAUCAUUCGUAUUGCACCAGGUGGAGCUAUUCAAUUUGCUUGUUAUGAGCAGAUUUUGAACUGGCUGAAUAGUAGAAACAAGGAUGUCGCUCAAUAG
Messenger RNA from Mucor velutinosus, 996 nucleotides. RefSeq lists its product as uncharacterized. The transcript has 10 exons. Bases 1 to 996 code for a protein of 331 amino acids. The record is from RefSeq and is a predicted model, not a curated record. NCBI's taxonomy places the organism in Eukaryota, Fungi, Mucoromycota, Mucoromycetes, Mucorales, Mucoraceae. Gene Ontology annotation, cellular component: mitochondrion.